CUUUGCCUCGCCAUCGGUACAAGGCCAUUUCAAAACCAUACACACGAAAGAUCACGUAUUUCGUUACUUGUUACUAAAGAAAGUUGCUAUCCACGUUAAAUAUGCCUAUUAGUAUUAACAGGAAUAUUUUGCGCCUGUUACGCGUAGGCUCUAAUUCUACGCUAGCAAUCACAAAACCAAGGCACAGGUUCAGUGCUGCUGCUUUCGUAUCUGCAAGACACAUGAGUGAUGAUUCACAUAAAAUGGACUCUACCUCAUUUGCAAAGAAUUUGUUCAGAGGACAAGUGGAAGUGGAGCAUGUGUUUCCAUUUCCUAAUGUUUUGUCAGAGGAACAAACGGAGACACUAGAGGCACUUGUUGACCCUGUUGAAAAGUUCUUUACGGAAGUGAAUGACGCGACUAAGAAUGAUGAGCAGUGUGUAAUACCUGAUAAAAUUAUGAACGCACUUGGUGAGAUGGGAGCUUUUGGGCUGCAGGUUCCUCAGGAAUUUAAUGGUCUUGGCCUGAACAAUACACAGUAUGCCCGUUUGGUAGAGAUAGUGGGAGCACACGAUCUAGGUAUUGGAAUUGCACUUGGUGCUCAUCAGUCUAUUGGCUUCAAGGGGAUUUUGCUUUUCGGCACACCGGAACAGAAGCAAAAGUACCUGCCUACCCUUGCCACAGGAGAGAAGAUUGCAGCCUUUUGCCUGACAGAGCCCUCCAGUGGCUCAGAUGCAGGGUCGAUCCGAUCGAAGGCCGUUCUCUCUCCCGAUGGCAAGCACUAUAUCCUGAACGCCAACAAGAUUUGGAUCAGUAAUGGCGGCGUCGCUGAUUUGUUCACAGUGUUCGCGCAGGUGCCGGUGAAGGACAAGAAUGGAAUCGAACAAAACCAGGUGACAGCCUUCAUCGUAGAGCGUGCAUUCACAGGUGUAACAAGCGGCCCGCCGGAGAAGAAGAUGGGCAUCAACUGUUCGAACACGGCCGAGGUGUUCUUCGACGACGUGAAGGUCCCCGUCGAGAACGUCAUCAGCGGACCCGGCGCCGGCUUCAAGGUCGCGAUGAACAUCCUCAACAAUGGCCGCUUCGGCAUGGCGGCAGCGCUGUCCGGCACGAUGAGGGCGGCCAUCAAGCAGGCGAUCGAGCACGCGUCGCAGAGAGAGCAGUUUGGGCAGAAAAUCCACGAGUAUGGCAUGAUACAGGAGAAGCUGGCGCGCAUGGCCAUGCUGCAUUACGUCACAGAGUCCAUGGCCUACAUGGUUUCGGCCAACAUGGACCGGGGCUCGAAGGACUUCCAGAUUGAGGCGGCCAUCUCGAAGGUGUUUGGGUCGGAGGCGGCGUGGAAUGUCGUAGAUGAAGCCAUACAGAUCUGCGGCGGCAUGGGCUUCAUGCGCAGCACGGGUCUCGAGCGUGUGCUACGCGACCUGCGCAUAUUCCGCAUCUUCGAGGGAACAAACGACAUCCUGCGGCUGUUCGUCGCGCUUACCGGAAUUCAGUACGCUGGCGCCUCGCUGAAGGAGGUGCAGACAGCGCUGCGCCAUCCCGCCAACAACCUGGGCCUGCUGUUCGAGGCCGGAGCGAAGAAGAUCACGCGCAUCGUCGGCAUCAGCCAGCAGUCGCUGGCCGAGCACGUCCACCCAGAGCUGCUGACGGCAGCCUCGCUCACGAGGAUAGCUGCUGAGGACUUUGGUGUCAGUGUGGAGAGCCUGCUGAUCCGUUAUGGAAAGAACAUCAUAGGGGAGCAGUUCCUGCUGCACAGGCUCGGCAACGCGGCCAUCGACAUCUACGCGAUGAUCGUCGUGCUGUCUCGAGCAACGCGCGCGCUCAACGAGAACCACCCGUCGGCCAAGUACGAGGAGCGCAUGUGCAACGUCUGGUGCAGCGAGGCUUCCGACCGGGUGGCGGCGUACCUGACGUCCGUGCGAUCGAGCCAGCAGACCGGAAACUUCCGACGCAUGGCGCAGAUCUCGAGCGAACUGAUCAAGGCCGGCGAGCUAGUGCAUGGCCACCCGCUGGGAUUCUGAGCAGACGCCUCGGUCGCGCCAGGGGGGAAGGGACGCGGGGUGGGGUGGGGGCGUUGUUAGCACGGUGCUACAUUGGGUGAUUGCGUGAGCGCUUAGAUUCUGUUAUGGGGAUCGCUUUUAGUUUCACUAAUGCAGACUAGUUUAACUAAUGCGUGGCAGUGAUGUGAGGGUAGAGGGCUGUUUUCACGAGUCUUGGUUGUUGAUCUGGUCACUGGCAGUGUUCCUAGGUGCAAAUAUUUAUUAGGUUCUGUUAGGGGACGUUAGGAGAAUGGUAUGCUCUAUGAAUAUAAUUCUGUAGUAUAGUGUGAUUUACUUAUGUGUCCGGCUGUUUCGAAGGGUUUUCCUCUGUUAGAUCUGUCCUUAACAUUUUUAUUUAGGUACAUUCUACAACCACAGGUUUAGUUCCAUAAGUGAUAGUAUCAUACGGAUUAGCGUCAUAGAUAUAAUGUACAGUAUGUGUUAUGAAGAAUGCAUAUAUGCAUGCAUGCUAUACAGCUACUUGAUUACACGCAAUUUGUAAUUUUUUGCGACGUCGUGUCACAGAUGAAUUUUUUAGAAUUGUUUCAAUUGUUUUUCAGUUGGCAAACUGUGGUGUAAAGUGGUUUCUUCCGGUGACCGUGUAGGUUCUGAUAAUUACAUGUAGUUACCUGCAGUCAUGUGUACCUGUAUGUAAUGAUAAUUACAUGUAGUUACCUGCAGUCAUGUGUACCUGUGCAUAAUGAUAAUUGAAAUUUUAACCACAUUUGAUUACCCAUUGCCAGUCGCACCAGUUUUCAGUAAUGACUGCCGUGUUGUUUAUGCGCAAUGUGCAUCUCAUCUCGCUGUGCUCUUGCUACUUGUAAAUUGUUGAUGUCAUCGGUAGUGCUCUAUAAGAUUUGGUUAAGAAAAUCAAAAUUUACGGCACACGUAGCUGGCGUAGCAAUACAUCAAAGUUAGGCAACUAAAAUUAAGUGGUACAUCGUGUUUUAGACCAAUUAGUAUAAUAACUAUACUUAUAUCGAUACUUUCUGUAUGAGUGAAAUAUAAAUUCAAUAUAAUAACUUAUAUGGAGUAAUAUGGAGUAAACUGUAAUAUAUUUAUGCAUUGUCGGCUUAAAGUCACGUCUUCAGUAUUAUUGGAAGUUCGAACUACUUACAUUCUAACACGAAAAUUUCCUUCUAGGAGACGGCUGUAAAAAUUGCUCAUUUUCUUGUCAGAUAUCAUGUUCGCAUGUUUGUCCGUUGUGCUUAAAAUAUUGGCCACAUUACUGUGUGCGCUUAUAUAGGUUUGCAAAUAGCGAACGUUCCGCUAACGUGGAAUGAAGUUAAUGUGUUAAGACAUGUGAUUGUUUUCUAUUGGAAUAACAUUAUUUGUCUAUCUUAUUGGUUACAAAGUAAUAAAUUGUUAACAUUAAGCAUAUCAUACGAUUUUA
This is a messenger RNA of Priapulus caudatus, 3411 nucleotides long. Its product is annotated as very long-chain specific acyl-CoA dehydrogenase, mitochondrial-like. The record is from RefSeq and is a predicted model, not a curated record. Bases 102 to 2000 code for a protein of 632 amino acids. The transcript has 16 exons. Gene Ontology annotation, molecular function: fatty-acyl-CoA binding; flavin adenine dinucleotide binding; very-long-chain fatty acyl-CoA dehydrogenase activity. Lineage: Eukaryota; Metazoa; Priapulida; Priapulimorpha; Priapulimorphida; Priapulidae.